AUGACUUACAACUUUCUGGAUAAGUUAUGGUCAAAAUCUAGAUCAAAAUUAAACUCCUCGUCAUCACUAACUCAAACUUUUUUGAGCAAGAAAUGGAAAAUUUACAGAACAACGCUAGUGUUUUGCAUCAUCAGCAGUGUCUAUCUAGUAACGUACUUGCUCAUAUAUAGAACCAAAACAAACAUCACCGAUCUGCUAUCAAAUACCAAAUUCAUACCUAUUUAUGACUCACAUACCCAUCAAAAUGGUCUCAACUAUACGGAAAAGUUGUAUGAACUAGUCCAGUCAGAGUUUAACCAGCCUGCAAAACAUACAUCAACAUACACAAACAAGAAAUCAGCACUAAACAAGCUACUCAAUUCAAAUACAAUGUAUCAAGAUGACCGAUUAACCAUGGGAGUUGUAUUCCAAUACUUGUUGAAUAACAAAAACACCAAUAAAAUUCCAUUCAACUGGAUCGACUGGGUCGACUUGUCAUAUCUCAACUCUCAACUCGAGAAACCACACGAAGCAAGACUAAAAUGCUCAGAUAUAAUAAACGAACUAAACUUUGUUAGACCAAGCCAUAGAAAAUUAGCACAAGAACUGGCCAAACCAUUUGGAUGUGUCAAUUCAAAGGACUUGACGCAGGAAGAAAUUGAAGCAAUGGGCUUUACUAGCGUUGACCAACUACCUGGCUUCAUCCAGUUCCAACACAGUUUUGUCACCUCUUCAGAAUAUAUACGAAACUUACAAGGCAAAAGCUACUUAAUGACACACCAACCAAUGCCAUACAAAGUGAUAUUUCUCAAUGACCACGGUGAUGACUUGGUCCUUGAUGUCGAAAAAGGUAGGAUAAGAGACCACUUGGAUUAUUAUCAAGGCGAGAUUGACCCGAUGAUGUUAUUUGACCAAUUGACACAAGAAAAGAAUAAAGUCAAAACUUAUGAGUACCAUCCUCAACCAGUAAUGGAGUUGUCUCCUGAAUUAUUCCAAUAUGACCGCCGAGUACUUGCUCAAAAAGUAAAGGAACUCAAAAGUCUCCCGCAGUCACUAGACAAAUUGCAACAAUCGUAUAUGGACUCGAUGAUGGCCUCGAUCAAUGUAUCACCUGGUACCAAACCCGAGACCAGAUACUUUAAAGAAGCAACGUUGCGUCUCAACAAUGGCAACCAUGAUAAUGGCUGGCAUUAUGACUGGAGGUUUUUCAAUGGCAAACUUGUUGAUACGCAUCGUACAGCAAUAAUCAUGGAGCGUCUUUUGCGUAAUUGGUUUAAAUUCACUACGAAGUACGAUAUAAUCAGCUGGAUAGCACAUGGACCAUUGCUUAGUUGGUAUUGGAACGGUGGCAUUUUCCCAUUUGACCAUGACCUUGAUAUCCAAAUGCCCAUUAUUCACUUGUUAAAACUUGGAGAAAUGUAUAACCAAACCAUUGUUGUUGAAGAUGUCCACGAGGGUUUUGGCAAAUACAUGAUUGAAGUAGGCACAUUUGUUCAUAAUCGAUUGAUUUCAAAGCGUGGUAAUCACAUUGAUGCAAGAUUUAUCGAUAUUGAAACUGGAGUAUACAUUGAUAUUACUGGUAUUUCGACAAGUGCUGCUACACCGCCUCUGCAAUACUACCAGAAUUUGCAAGAUGAUAUUGAUGAAGGGGCGGUAUUGCAAAAAGAGAAAAUCACGUAUAAUGAUCGUCGUGUUCAUUUUUACCAUCACGAUCAUAUUUCACCCAUAAAACUAAGUAUGCUCAAUGGUGUUCCUUGCUAUAUCCCCAACGCCAUUAUCAAGCGUUUGAAAUAUGAGUAUCCUCGUGGUGCGUUAACCAAGAUGGAGUAUGACAAUUGGUAUUUUGUGCCGCGUGUCCAGAAUUGGAUUCCAUUUGUUGAUUUGCAACAAAUAUUAGAUGCUAAUGACUAUAUGAAAGACAAUGGACGUUUAAACAAGAUUAAAUUUCAGCGUCUUGUGAGUAAUAUCACCGAUGAAGAAGUAUGGCAACUUGCCGAGGUCCUGGGUGCGGAUGGCCAUGGUGCAAUGACCAGAAAAAAUCAAGUCUUGAUUGAUUAUUACCAUAUGUUGCAAAAUUCCCACUUUCACCAACAAGAAAAGCAAUAUUUAUUUUCGAUUGAUCCGACAAAACACAAGAAUGUGAAUGAUUUGGAGGAGGGUAAGAUUGGCGAUGAUACCACAAGAAGCACAAGCGAGGAGUAUAAGAGAUUUGUUGCGCAAAAUGUCAAGUUGGCGCAACCAAUCCGGGAAAGUUUAUUUGAACACGAACGAGUUAAUGGAGGCAUCAAAGACUUUUAUGAACGCGCAGCAAAGGCAUUGGACUCGAUUGAAGUUAAGCAAAUUGUAAAGUUUGAUACAAAAAGCUAA
Lodderomyces elongisporus is the source of this 2346-nucleotide messenger RNA. RefSeq lists its product as uncharacterized. The record is from RefSeq and is a predicted model, not a curated record. The transcript has a single exon. The coding region runs from base 1 to 2346 and encodes 781 amino acids. NCBI's taxonomy places the organism in Eukaryota, Fungi, Ascomycota, Pichiomycetes, Serinales, Debaryomycetaceae.